Molecule: messenger RNA, 3454 nt
Organism: Microbotryum saponariae
Lineage: Eukaryota; Fungi; Basidiomycota; Microbotryomycetes; Microbotryales; Microbotryaceae
Source: the annotation of a GenBank genome assembly
AUGCAGGGCAGCGCAAUCCAACGCGACUCGCCCACCGACGACUCGGUGCGAAGGGGCGACGAUCCACUGCCCCGACGACGAGGAGAGGAAACAGCACGCGACCAAGCUACGUCGCCCUCGAAGACCAUGCAACACUCACCAGCCAGAUCUACGGCGAAACGGUCACUCUCCUCGCCGCCGUCUUCGACGCAGCGGAAGAUGUCCCUGCAGUUCGAUCUCCCUCCUCUGCCCGACCUCGAGCUGCCCGGGCCGGCGUUGACGACACCGCUUCCCGCCCACACUCGUGAACGACCGAGGGCCAUCUCGACCAUAGACCGCAGGGCGAUGGCCAAACACAAUACCAACUUGACCCCCAUUAUCUCCACGCUCGCGUCGCCCCGCACUCGCUUCGAACUAUCUGCUUCCCCCUCGGCCCCGGUACCCAUGGGGUCCGCGAUCCCACUGCGACCGAUAUUAGCAAGCAAAACGACCGCACCGCGAUCACCAGGCCGAGAGGCCGACAUCACCGACUCCAUCUUCACCCACGAUGACGAUUACCGGUUGAAUGAGGGCGAGAGGCUGCCUCCCCAAUCGCCCAUGUUUGGCUUUGCUCCCCGCGACGACGAUGAGCCUCAUCCCGAACAUGCCCGAGGCGAUCCACCCGCCGACGGCCGAACCCCUCACCCUCUGUACACACCCGCACCAGCAAGAAGGAGGAGGAGGCGACGAGGGUCAAAGAGUGUCGCGUCGAAUCGAACGGGAAGGUCGAGUCGUUCAGGCCGGUCGGCGAGGUCGAGGGUCAAGUCGGCUUGGAGGACGGUCCGAAGAAAGGGAGGUCGCCGUCGUAGGAGCCGAUCUCGUGGCGGUGGUUCGUCUUCGUCUUCAUCUUCAUCCUCUUCUUCGUCUUCUUCGUCUACAGCGUCGUCCGGUUCGACCAACUCAUCGACGGGUAGCGGUUCCUCGUCUCGCUCCUCUUCGACGUGGGGCGGUUGGCGCUUCUGGCGCAACUCGUCAUCCGGCUCGUCGUCCUCUUCCGACUCUGACUCUGACUCGGAGUGGGAGCCUCCCACUCCCCACUUCACUUUGUUGACGCCAUGCUUAAGCCACUCGGAACCUCUCGCAUAUCCUUCGCAUCUCAUGCCCAACGCUGUCAACGCUUCGGCUUCCACACCCGCAACCCCUUCGGCUCCCACCGCACCUCAUGCGCCUGGCUUUGACCUUCUCACAACCUCGACUUUGGCUCCUGUACUUGGGAGGCUGCGACAGUUCUGGGCCGAGCGACAACAGGAGGACAUGGCUUCAGGCGAUCUUGGUGUCGGGGCUUUGUCCACGCUGGGCACCAAAGACGAAGAAUCCUACUUUCCUGACGUUAAUGAGCCUCGACUGUCCCCGCCGCCACGGGCCAAUACCCUUGGUGCAAGCAGUGCAUCGACACCUGCUGUAACUCCCACUGCCACGCCUGGGAUUGCGACCGGUGGCAAGAAUGGGCGUCGCGGGGCGCUUGCGACAGAACGUCGACUGGGCAAAGCCGGCAAAGGUGAAGAAGGACCGGCCUGGUGGCUCGACGUCAUGUGCCCGACCGUGGCCGACAUGCGCGAACUGAGGAAAGUGCUCCCCUUGCAUCCCUUGACGAUGGAGGAUAUUCUUCACCAGGAUACUAGGGAGAAGGUCGAGAACUUUGCCGCGCUUGACUAUUACCUCAUCGUGUUUCGUGCCCUCGACGAGUCUUACUUCCGCUACCAUUCGCCCGACCCUGCGCUUGACGCUACGGGCUCACCACAAGCGACGGCGCCGACCUGGUCUGAGGCGGACGGGGCCAGCGAUCGAGAACGACACGGCAGUCAGUUGCCUGGAUCGAGCCCCGGUGGGAGGGGUAGGGUCGAGAUCGUCGAGGGUGUAGGUGGCAAGGAAGGUGUCGAAGGCGUCAGUGUCGGCGCCAUCAACAUGUACCUCAUCGUCUUUCCGGAUGGCAUCCUCACGGUGAGUGCUGGGCGUUACUCGAUUUGCUGGUUCGUUGAACUGACAUGAGGUGCUGACCGGUCUGAACCUCGCAGUUCCACUUUGAAGACAUUACCAAACAUCUCGAAAGAGUGCAGGGCAAGCUUCAGCAGUUUGGCCGCUCGCGAAACUUUUCAUCUCGUGAGUAAAGCAAUAUAUCUCUCGAUCGGACAACCAUCACUCACUCCGGCUUUCUCGACCGAGUCACAGACUGGAUCGCUUAUGGUCUUAUGGAUUCCAUCGUCGACGCCUUCUUCCCGCUCAUCGACUUCAUCGAGGGUGAAUCGAACGAAGUCGACACCUUCCUCGCGGAUCCACUCAACCCCUACCGGUCUGCAAUCAGCCACUCGCACAAGCCUAUCCCUUCGGGCCUCGGGAGUGUCGACGGCCAGACCGUCUAUGAUGAUCAAGUUGUCGGUAUCAUCGUUGAGCCCGCGGUCGACGAAGAGAAGCUCAAGGGAUCUUCUCCCUCGAUCAGUGGAACGGGCGAGUCCGGUGUACCGAUGAAGAAGGCGACGAUCCGUCGCAAGACCCCGAGGACCGUUUUGAGCCAUUUCCCCUCGCUCUGGGUGCCUUCGCCGCUCGUGCGCAUCUUGCCCUCUCGAUGGGUGUCGACGACGGAUACGCCGACCGACUCGAUCAUGCUCGUCGAUGCCAAAGGCUUCCACCUCGCUUCCUUGGCAAAGAAGGAACCCCAGCCAGUCCAUACGAUUGAACAGCUCGUCGCACAAGCGUCCACGAGGGUCGCUCGUCGACACACCGGUGCGGACGGGGUCAGUCAGGGCGUCAAAAUUGGCGAGACCAAAUUUGAUCGCACGAUUAUGCUCAAGCGGUUGGCCGAUUCGCGCAAACUCGUCACGGGCUUGAGUCGACUGUUGGCGCCUAAGCUUGAGGUCAUUAAAGGGUUGAGGAAGAGGACCAAGGAGGAGAACUUGGCCAUGUUCAGGGGUGCGGAGGGCAAGCAUGAUAUUGCUAUUUACUUUGGGGACUUGUUUGGUGAGUCUCGGCGGUGGUCAAUCCCCGAUCGUGGUGUGUCCUUGGCAGCUGACACUGAGCCAUGCGCACCUCAGAUCAUAUCGCGGCGAUGCAGCAGUCGUUGAUCUUUUACGACGCCAUCCUGUCGCACGACCACCCAGCCUACAUCGGCCUCCUACGCCUCGCGCUCGCCUCGGCCAAAGGUGGCACCGACCACGGACUAGCCAAGCUCUACACGGUCUCGCUCACGUUCCUUUUUGUUACGAUCAUCACGGGCAUGUUCUCCCUCAACGUCCCCGUCCCCCACAAUGGUGACCGGUACACCCACCUUGGCUCCGAUGGAUUACCAGCUGGCUUUGGUUGGUUCGGCGGAGUGAUCGGGAUCAUGCUCGGCUCGAGUGUGGCGCUGUGGUCGCUCAUCUACCACAUCUUCAAGUCGUCCAAGAAGGCGCACAAGAAGCGGCGUCGUCACCCCAGUAUGGGCACCCAGGGCUCGUAUUGA